UGACGCAACUGGUAGUAGGUAGUAGUGGUGCCGUGUUCUCCCGUUCGCUACAUCUAUUCCGUAAGAUAUUUCAGUCCAUUUGACACGUUGGACGUUUCUGUUCCUGAGGAUCAUCGCGUAUGUGUAAACGUACAAAUUUAGAGUAGCAAGCAGCACGCGGUUGCUACUUAUCCGCAUGUACAUGUUUUCAUAUGGAAGAAAAUAAAUACAAAGUAGAUACAUUAUGUUUGCGGCGUCGACAUACGUAUCUACAGGGCCAGUGGAAGUACCGAAGGCACUCCAAGAAGGAGAGAAGUUCAUCAAAUGGGAUGAUGAUUCCGGUACAGGUACACCCGUCACUAUGCGUAUUGAUUCCAAAGGAUUCUAUUUAUAUUGGAUCGACCAAAACAACGAAAUGGACAUACUUGAUAUAGCAACGAUACGGGACACGCGUACGGGACCAUUUGCUAAAAAACCAAAGGAUUCUAAACUUCGCCAAAUAGUUACGCUCGGAUCACAGGAUACCCUAGAGGAAAAAACUGUUACGAUUUGCCACGGUUGCGAUUUUGUAAAUGUAACAUUUGUAAAUUUUUGCUGUACCAAAAGGGAGAUUGCACAGCAAUGGUGUGACGGCAUUAUGCGAUUGGCUUACAGUUUAGCCCGACUGAAUGGUUCGGCUAACACAUUUCUACAGAAGGCGCGUACCAAACUCUGCCUGCAAGUGGACAAAAGUGGCAAAAUCCCAGUGAAGAACAUCAUCAAAAUGUUCGCUCAAAACAAGGAGGAUCGCAAGCGUGUGGAAAAAGCAUUAGACAUGAGUGGGCUACCGUCGGGGAAAAUAGAAACGUUGUCCAUGCCGAAGUUUCACUUUGAGGAUUUUUUCAAUUUGUACAAGAAUCUAACGCAGCGCUGUGAAGUCGAGAAAAUAUUCGAUGGCAUAGUUGGCAAUUCAAAACGCAAAUGUAUGUGUGUCGCACAGCUUGUAGAAUUUCUCAACAAAACUCAGCGUGAUCCACGGCUGAACGAGAUUUUAUAUCCUUACGCGAAUGCAGCUCGAGCCAAGGAGAUUAUACAGGAGUAUGAGCCAAACAAAUUUAACGCACAAAAGAAUCAGCUGAGUUUAGAUGGAUUCCUAAGGUACUUAAUGUCUGAUGACAACCCCAUUGUAGCGCCUGGCAAACUGGACUUGUGCGAUGAGAUGGACCAGCCAUUAUCCCAUUAUUUUGUAAACUCUUCGCACAACACAUACUUAACAGGGCAUCAGUUAACAGGCAAAUCUUCGGUGGAAAUUUAUCGUCAAUGUCUGUUGGCAGGAUGCAGAUGCGUAGAAUUGGAUUUUUGGAACGGCCGCACCGAUGAGCCAGUGAUUGUGCAUGGUUACACGUUGGUUCCUGAAAUUAAUGCAAAAGAUGCGCUAGAGGCGAUUGCUGAGAGCGCUUUCAAAACAUCGGAGUUUCCUGUUAUAUUAAGUUUUGAAAACCAUUGCAAUCCAAGGCAGCAGGCUAAAAUCGCCAACUACUGUCGGGAGAUAUUCGGUGAUAUGUUGUUAGAUAAGCCGCUAGAUUCUCAUCCGCUAGAGCCUAAUGUUGAUUUACCACCACCAUCAUUACUUAGGCGUAAAAUAAUAAUUAAAAACAAGCGAAAACACCAUCAUCAUCGUCAUAAGAAGGGAGGCGCAUCGGGAACCGUAACUCCUGCUGUAACAGUGACCAUCAAAUCGUCAACGACGAACUCAGUUGAUGCAUCCAUUAAAGCCUUAGCAAAUCAUCCCGUUAUUCCGUCUACCAUACAACAAAACGUCUCUGUACAGCGUGAGAAUGGAACAGCUGCUGCCGGCUCGGUUACAUCGACCCCACUUGUGACUGGUAAUGGCGAUAUUAACUGCGCAGUAUAUCCGCCACAACUUCAGCAAAUUCGUCAGAAUUCCAAGGAUAGUACUGGCUCUUCCGAUACGGAUAGCUCAAGCGAUGAUGAGUCUAUGCCAAAUGCGACACCCAAUCCUCCAGUUGACGUUGACCCAACAGCAGAAAAACCACAAAAGGAAACUGAAGCGGCCGCUGAGCUCUCAGCGUUGGUUAACUAUGUGGAACCAGUGCAUUUCUACACUUUUGAAAAUGCCGAAAAAAAAAAUAGGUGCUACGAAAUGUCUUCAUUUGAUGAAAAACAAGCCACUGCGCUGCUCAAAGAGCGCCCAAUCGAAUUUGUAAACUACAAUAAGCACCAGCUUUCCCGAGUUUACCCAACUGGUACCCGCUUCGAUAGUUCUAAUUUUAUGCCACAGCUCUUUUGGAAUGCCGGCUGCCAGCUAGUUGCUCUCAACUAUCAGACUUUAGAUUUAGCUAUGCAAUUGAAUUUGGGUAUCUUCGAGUACAAUGAUCGAUCGGGCUAUUUGUUGAAGCCAGAAUUUAUGCGACGCACCGAUCGGCGUCUGGACCCUUUCGCCGAGAGUACGGUUGAUGGGAUUAUUGCUGGUACUGUGUCUAUUACAGUAUUGUCUGGUCAAUUUUUAACGGAUAAGCGCGUUGGCACAUAUGUUGAGGUGGAUAUGUUUGGUCUGCCGGCUGAUACUGUGAGAAAGCGAUUUCGCACGCGAAUCGUGCGUGAUAAUGGUUUAAAUCCAGUUUUUGACGAGGAACCUUUUGUGUUCAAAAAGGUGGUGCUGCCCGAACUAGCCAACAUACGCAUCGCGGCCUAUGAAGAGGGAGGUAAAUUCCUUGGGCAUCGCGUUCUUCCCGUUAUUGGAUUGUGUCCUGGGUAUCGGCAUGUGAAUCUUCGAACCGAAUCGGGACAACCAAUAACACUUGCAUCCCUCUUUCUAUAUAUUGUGGUUAAAGACUAUGUGCCAGACGAUCUGUCCAAUUUCGCCGAAGCAUUAGCCAACCCGAUUAAAUAUCAAAGCGAACUGGAGAAGCGGGACAAACAAUUGGCAGUGUUGACCGAGGGUACCGAACUGAUAUCAUCAGAGGAGGAUAUAACAAGCUCAUUCGUUUUUGUACAAGUAGGUGGCCAGAAGAAAGAGCUACGUCCAGUUGAGUCUACGACAAUGAGCCCGAAGCAUCGAGCUAGCAUUACAGCCACUACCGCGAUCGGUGUAGAAGCAUCAUCACCACCUGAUCAAGAUAAUGCGGAUGCCAGAAACGCUGGUGGGCCAGGAUUCACACAUCAGCAUUCGCUAGAUUCAUCUGCUCAAACAUCUAUUCGGCAAGUGGAGUCGUUACAGUUCGAUGUAGGCUUGGUGUGUGCGGAUCCGCUGGAUAAGAUACUAGAUCACAAGAUGGUACGUGAAAAGCUGCUUGAGAUGGAAAAGAAGUUGGAGUCGCUGCGUAAAAAGCACGAUAAGGAAAAGAUCAAAAUUGUCAUACACAAGUCCAGUCCACUGGAUGGAAACAAAAGGCCAAUGUUCAACAUUGCCAGCAAACUGAAGAAACGGCUUAGCAAUAAGAGUCUCGAUAUUGGCAUUGAGGUGCCACCCUGUGUGCCAGAUAUUGCGGAUAUCAAUGAGGACUCAUCUGACGCAGCAGCUAGUAGUGGGGUAGAAAACUCAUCCCUGGGGUCACGCUCGCUACAAGAGCGAAUGCUUGCCUCGUGCCGGGAAAAUUUAUUACAGUACCGUUGUAUUCAGGAGAAAUACCAUGAGAUAAUCUAUGAGUUAGCGGACAAGGUUUUGCGUAAUUCACAGGCAAACCAAAUGAAACAAUUGAAAGUCUCCCUGGAUCGAGUAACCUCUGAGGUAAUGCAUCAGUUGCAGGAGGCGCGUCGAACCGAAGUGAAAAACUUGUCAUCCGUGCAUCGUGAUCGUGAUGAGUUGAUUAGAAUGAAGCGUGAAGUAGCCAGUUCGGUAGUGGAACGUGGUGUUGCAGAGCGGGUACGUUUAAAACAGACUUUCGAUAAACGUACCGAUGAUCUGCAAAAGCAACACGAAUUAGUGCGGAAUGCUCUGAUGGAACACCGGAACAAGGCCCAGCAAAUACUCGAAAAGGAAGCCGCAUCUCGUACCUGCAUUUCAAGCAAUGGAUUCUUAGUACUAUUCCAAGACUCCAGUAGCGCCAGUGGUGCAGCGGCAUCUAAAUCUGCUUUUAGUAAUAAUCGCUCACUGAACUCAAUUUGUGGAAAUACGAUUUCUCCGGCGCGUUUGAGUAACAGUAUAACGGAUAAUACCGGUGGCAGGAAUAAAGAUCAUUUGGAUAGCAGUGGAGUUGAAACUGAUGGUGAACCUUGUGCUGGAGCUGCGGCAAGCGUUUAAACCCCAGAUGUUUACAAUAAAACAGCAUGUACUCAAACAUACAAAAUUAAUCAAAAUCUAUAGCGGAUAAUUCUAUUGCAAAAGUAAUGUAUAAUGCAGUGCGGAAACUAAAUUAAAAAGAACAAAGAAAAUAUUUAAACUCAUGAAAUUUGAUGGGUAAACAUCUGUGUAUUCGACAAAGCAUUAUUCGAUUCAGUUACAUACAUCCUAUUUAUUUAGAAGCAUUUACUUAAUACCCUGAAACUAGGCAAAUUCAAAAAUAAAAUCAGCUGCUCAGCUACCAUUAUCUUGUGAAAA
Anastrepha obliqua is the source of this 4519-nucleotide messenger RNA. RefSeq names its product 1-phosphatidylinositol 4,5-bisphosphate phosphodiesterase classes I and II (gene Plc21C). NCBI's taxonomy places the organism in Eukaryota, Metazoa, Arthropoda, Insecta, Diptera, Tephritidae. The coding region runs from base 224 to 4222 and encodes 1332 amino acids. Gene Ontology annotation, molecular function: phosphatidylinositol-4,5-bisphosphate phospholipase C activity; calcium ion binding. Gene Ontology annotation, biological process: phosphatidylinositol-mediated signaling; lipid metabolic process. The record is from RefSeq and is a predicted model, not a curated record. The transcript is spliced from 19 exons.